Carlito syrichta (Philippine tarsier) is the source of this 1519-nucleotide messenger RNA. It is a transcript of the gene WDR31, whose product is annotated as WD repeat domain 31. Lineage: Eukaryota; Metazoa; Chordata; Mammalia; Primates; Tarsiidae. Gene Ontology annotation, molecular function: protein binding. Bases 231 to 1334 code for a protein of 367 amino acids. The transcript has 11 exons. The record is from RefSeq and is a predicted model, not a curated record.
CCCUCCCGCCCCGCGUCCCCGCCGGCCUCACCUCCAGCUCUACCAGCCCACUGUGCAAAUGUGCUUAGAGAGGAGAUUAACUUGAGCAUCUUUUCACUAAUUACAGAGAUUAGGAAGUGGCUGCCUGAACUAUUUUCCAAAGGAUAAACAUUACAAAUCAUUGAAUAUGGCAGCUCACCAAGAAGAUCAUAUUGGUUUGGGGGGAUCACAAUUUCCAGCAGCCAUGGGGAAUGCUGUCACUCAGGUACCAGCUGAAACAAACUCUUCAACAGAAGGUUUCAUGCAGGUUUAGUGCCAUGAUGGGGAAACUGCAAAGCAAACUUAAACACAGCACUUAUAAAUACAGCAGGCCCGAUGGGAUCAUAGAAGAAAGAAUUCAAACUAAAGCUUUUCAAGAAUAUAGCCCAGCUCAUUCGGAUACUGUCUCUGCUGUUGCUGCUCUGAACUCAGACCUUUGUGUCUCCGGAGGAAGAGAUAAGACAGUUGUGGCCUAUAACUGGAAAACUGGAAAAGUGAUGAAAAGGUUUGAAGGACAUGAACGUGAAAUCACCAAGGUAGUCUGUGUUCCCCAGUCCAACCAGUUCUUCAGUGCCUCUCGUGACAGGAUGGUCAUGAUGUGGGACCUGCACGGUUCAUCACAUCCAAGGCAGCAAUUGUGUGGCCAUACUAUGGUGGUCACUGGAUUGGCUGUAAGUCCAGACUCAACACAGCUGUGCACUGGCUCUCGCGACAACACCCUGCUUCUGUGGGAUGUGGGGACCGGACAAUGUGUGGAGAAAGUGUCUGUCUCCAGGAAUGUGGUCACUCAUUUAUGCUGGGUCCCCAGAGAACCAUAUAUACUACAGACCUCUGAAGAUAAAACUAUCAGAUUAUGGGACAGUCGCGGGCUGCAGAUAGCUCAUAUGUUUCCCGCAAAGCAGCACAUUCAGACCUACUGUGAAGUCAGUGUGGAUGGACUUAGGUGUAUCUCCUGCAGCAAUGGCUUUGGAGGGGAAGGCUGUGAAGCCACGUUGUGGGACCUGAGACAGACACGAAGCAGAAUAUGUGAAUAUAAAGGGCAUUUCCAGACUGUUGCAUCCUGUGUCUUUCUACCGAGAGCACUGGCCUUGAUGCCUGUAAUUGCUACCUCAUCACAUGAUUGCAAGGUGAAGAUCUGGAACCAAGACACUGGAGCCUGCCUUUUCACCUUGUCUCUGGAUGGGUCAGGACCCCUGACUUCUCUGGCUGUUGGUGACACUGUCUCCUUAUUGUGUGCAAGUUUCAACAGAGGAAUUCACUUACUCAGAGUGGACCACAGCCGAGGGCUGGAACUGCAGGAAGUGGCAGCAUUCUGAGACCAAGAGACACUCACCGGACAACAUAAAAUUGUGGCCCCUCCUUUUUCAUGUGGCUUUCUGUCUUUCCAUGUUACCUGUGGGGAGAGUGGAAUGUCAGACUGAUAUUCUUUGCUUAGAUUUACUUAAAAGGUAUAUCAGUGUCAAUUUAAGUCUAAUGAUUAAAAAUCAAGUAUAGCCAGGAA